Messenger RNA from Limulus polyphemus (Atlantic horseshoe crab), 2971 nucleotides. Its product is annotated as lysine-specific histone demethylase 1B-like. Gene Ontology annotation, molecular function: protein binding; oxidoreductase activity; zinc ion binding. The transcript is spliced from 20 exons. The record is from RefSeq and is a predicted model, not a curated record. The coding region runs from base 122 to 2971 and encodes 949 amino acids. NCBI's taxonomy places the organism in Eukaryota, Metazoa, Arthropoda, Merostomata, Xiphosura, Limulidae.
UAUUAUAGACUUAGGAUAAAAGUACCUCAUUUAAUUAUAGUAUACUUUACUUUAGAUGGCCAAGUUGUAAAAUCAUGGAUGCAAGCCAUUACUAAUUAGUGAUCACUCUCUGCAUCCAUAAAUGAUGAACAAAGUUCCACAGUCAAACCCUCAGGAUUCAAGGCAGAAACUUCAAGAAAACUUAGAAAAAAAAGAAACAACACUAGCAAUUAAAAAUCACUUAAGUUGUAGUGGAGAUAGAAAGAAUAUUAGUCCCCAGAUAUCAGAUGUCACUAGCAAUGGAGAAAUGUCAUUUUCUGUAACAAAGAAAGAAUCUUUGACCAACAAUCAACUUUCAGAAAAAUGUGAAAUAAAAAGUCCCCGUACAACAUCUAGUGGCACAACACUCUUAACUUCAUCUGGUGAUGACUUAGGAAAAAAUAAUGGAUCAGUUUCACAUUCUGAGAGCUCUGCAUGUUUGAAUUCAGUUAUGGUUGGAACCAGCCAAUCGAAGAGUCAGUCAUCUGAGGAAAACUUGUCUUUGAUUUCUACACCUAAAAAAGUUGCAGGAAAAAGAAAGAGAGAAAUUAUGGUAGCUCAGCGAUCUUCAUCCCGACAAAUUAAGAGGAAAAGUUUUGAUGAUGAAAAUUCAUCUGCUUCUCCAUACAAACAUCACAGGAAAUGCGACAAGGCAGGUUGUGAUGCUGAAAUUCCUAUUUGUUUUGCUUCUGCAGCCAGAAGUUGUGCUGGCAGUGGGUAUACUUCUCGAUGGUAUCACUUGUCACCUGGGGAACACUACUGUAAUGAAUGCUUUGAAUUUUUUUAUCGCAGUCAUAAAGAUGGAUAUAAUCGCUUCACAAAUUGGAAAAAGAAGUGGUCUGCUAAUGGAAGAACAGAAGCAACACUUAAAUUCUUCAUGGUUGAUCAGAUGCUUCCUUAUUGGGUGCAGUGUACCUUACCUGAAUGUGGAAAGUGGCGCCAACUACCAAGAGAUGUGGAGCUGACUUCUAACAUGAUAAAUAAUUUUCAAUGCAAGUUUGCAGGCCAGAAGAAGGAUGACAAAGCCUGUUUGGUGGAGGAAGAUCAGAGAAUUAAUCAGGUGUUUACCCUAGACUGGUUAGCCUCUUUAACCCACCCAGCCUUGCUCCACAACUCUCCUGCUGCAGAUUUUCUUCAUAGGUAUUACCCAGAUGGGGUGGGUUUGAGCCCCACAUGUAGUAGGUGCAAGGUUGUAGUGGUUUCCCUUCCUAAUGGCACUGAUACUGGUGGCCACACGGAGUUCAUAGGCCCCUCUACUUCUGACCGCACCUAUUUAGAUCUGAAACCACAAGAUACAAGCCCUAACACCUGCAUUCAGCCAUUUUAUCAACCACUGGAGCCACGAAGAGCUAGGUGUUUUAGACCAGAUGUCAUGGAACCAGAGGAGAGAGAAGUUUUUCCAGAAUAUGCAAGAGAACCAGUUAUGUACUUAGGAAUCCGAAACUUAAUUGUAGCUUUGUGGUACCUGGAUCCUAAGGAGUGGCUCGUACUAGAUAGGGUCAUAGAGAACCUUAUGUGUCGAGGCUUAGUACGUGUUCGCUGUGUUUAUGAUUCCCGUCGAAUACUAAAAUAUCUUACCCUCAAGGGUUUAAUAAAUUUUGGUAUUAUUCAAUCACCAUCUUCAUUCACUCUCCUACCAGCAGAGUGUCAGGAAUCAGUAAUAAUAAUUGGAGCUGGUGCUGCAGGAAUAAGUGCUUCCAGACACUUGAAGAAUCUUGGUGUCAAGGUCAUGGUUUUAGAAGCAAGAAAUAGGAUUGGUGGUCGAGUGUGGGAUGAGUCUUUUCUUGGUGUCUGCGUUGGAAAAGGUGCUCAGAUCAUCACGGGGGUUAUCAAUAACCCUCUAACAAUCUUGAGCCAACAGGCUGCAAUGGCAAUGAGGAUAGUUGGGGAAAAAUGUGAGCUAUUUGCUGAAGAUGGCACUGUCACACCAUCUAGUGUGGACCAACGAGUGGAAUUUCAUUUUAACGCUGUACUAGAUGCUGUAGCAAGCUGGAGGAAAGAUCAAACACAUGAUACUAAUUUAUAUGAUAAGAUUAUGGAGAUGCACAAGAAUUUUAUGGAAGAAACAAAAAUGAAGUUUUCUGAAGAAGAGGAGAAUUUAAUACACUUCCACAUCAGUAAUCUUGAGUAUGCUUGUGGAUCAGCACUUAAUACAGUUUCCACUCUUUCCUGGGAUCAAAAUGAAACUUACCCCCAGUUCACUGGCCACCACACACUAUUGCUCCGUGGAUACAGCUUAUUACUUGAACAACUGGCUGAAGGUCUUGAUAUUCAACUGGGACAAGAGGUGAAGGAAAUUAAUUAUUCUGGAGACAAAGUCAUCAUCAGAUGUCAAGAUGGAGAAGAAUGGAAGGCUUCGAAAGUAAUUGUCACAUUACCUUUGGCUGUAUUACAAAAAGAAGAAGUAACUUUUUGCCCUCAGUUGCCAGAGGAAAAACUUAAGGCAGUACAUCGUCUUGGAGCUGGCACAGUUGAAAAGAUAGUGCUGCAGUUUCCUUAUCGUUUCUGGGCCCUCAAGGUUAAAGAGUAUGACCUUUUUGGGCACGUACCUCCUUCACCCCAAAAACGAGGACUUUUCAGUGUCUUUUAUGACUUAUCACCAAAAUCUAGCAUGGAGCCCCAUAAGUGUUUCAUUUUAAUGACCUACGUGAGUGGAGACGCUUUAUUGAUGAUUGAGAAUAAACCAGACAAGGAAAUUGUUGACAUGUGCAUGUCUGCUCUUCGAGGGAUGUUUUCUGACCAGGAUCUAGUUGUUCCUGAUCCAACAUCUUGGUUUGUUACCCGCUGGAAACAAGACAAAUAUGCUGGUAUGGCCUACAGUUUUGUGCCAACAGGUGGGACGGGCGAAGAUUAUGAUACUUUAGCAAAAGACUUGGAUCGCAAAAUAUAUUUUGCAGGCGAGGUACAUGACAGUAUUGCAGGAUUGUACUAUAGUGAUAAAUUGAUUGUGUGA